Messenger RNA from Choloepus didactylus (southern two-toed sloth), 5550 nucleotides. RefSeq names its product gastrokine 2 (gene GKN2). The coding region runs from base 4919 to 5473 and encodes 184 amino acids. The transcript is spliced from 6 exons. NCBI's taxonomy places the organism in Eukaryota, Metazoa, Chordata, Mammalia, Pilosa, Megalonychidae. The record is from RefSeq and is a predicted model, not a curated record. Gene Ontology annotation, biological process: regulation of cell population proliferation.
CCUCUCUUCUGGUGCUUAAACAUUUUCUAUCUUUUCAUAGUUUUUUAAUGUUUUCUGCUAGACAGCAAACUGAGAGUAGAAACUAAUUAUAUUUAGUUCAUCCUUCAAUCCCUUUUGGAAUAUUUUCUAAGAAUAUUUUUCUGUGGUAGGCAUUCAUUGAGAAUGGAGGGAAAAAGUAAAUGAGGGAGCACAGGGAAAGAGAGGAGGAAAGAAGCAAAGAAGACAAAAAGGGAAAAGGGAGUAUGGAAGGAAAAUGUGAUAAAAGGUGGAGAGGCAAGGGAUGCAAAGAAAUAUCAGGAAAAUGUAAUCUGUGACAACUGAGUGCAUUGAACCUCUUUUUACCUCUGUGACCAUUUCAUUCCAUCAGUUGGGAUAUUCCCUUCACAUAUACAAUUAGAAAAGGCUGGUUUGUAAAAAAAAAAAAAACUGUACAAUGAGUUUAAUGUCAAGCUAAGAAUUUGAACUUUGCCUUAGAGUUGACAGGGCAUUUUUAAAAGUCUUGGAGCAGAAGAUCAAUGAGGGCAAAAAGGUGCUUUCAGGCCAUGAAUUAGUGGUGAUGUCAAAGAUGGAAUAAUGGGCAUCCUGAAAGCAGGAAGAUAAUUUUGGUCUUUUUGCAUAGACUGGCUUCUUGUCCUUGGCACUCAGCUAAGUUUCAUUUCCCUCACAUCUUGUUGGGGCCAUAUGACCGGUCCUUUCCAAUGGACCGUGAAAGAAGUGGUCCUUUUUCAUUCAAAGAAGUUAACAGCACAUAAUUUCUUCUUCAUGUUGUCUGUCUGAGCCCCCAUUUUCUGUCUGGAUGAUGCCAGGAUAACCAUGAAAUACAUAUUGAAGAUGGGGAAGCCUCAUAAGAAAGAAGCCGGAAUCCACAAGUCAUUGCUUGGAGAAGAGCCACCAUGAUGAACACCAUCUGCAUUGGACUUUAUGUGAGGGAGAGUUGAAGUUUAUUUUGUCAAAUCACUGUGAUUUGGGUGUUGCUUAUUAUACCAGCUAGUGCCAAUUAUUCAGAAUAAAAAAAGUUGUUGCAAUAGGGACAAUGUGCGGUGGUGAGGGCAAGGAAGGAAAUUUGGGUUGAUGGAUUAGAAACAAAGAUAUAAAUGGGAGAGGCAUGACUGAGAAACAAUGGAAGAAGAAUCAACGAUAACUUUAAGGUGAGCCCGAGAACCUGGAGAAAUUGUCAAUAGAAACAAUAAUGACCAGAAGAAAAGCUAAUUUGGGGAAAGAAUGCAACAAUUUUUAUUUUAGAUAUGUUGAGUUUGAUGUAUUAUAGUAUAUCCAGAUGUAAAUUCCCAGCAAAUAAAAAAGAUGCAGAAGUAAAAAAAAAAGAGGAAAGGGAGAGGGAGACGGAGAGAAAGAUUGUAAAAUAGAUUUAGGGCUCAUAAUUUAAAAGGCAAUGGUUAAUUAAAAUGGCUCUAAACUUAUGUGAAGAAAGUAUCUUAGUUUCCCAGCUGCUAUGAAAACUAUCACAAACAAUGGGUUGACUUAAACAAUGGGAAUUUAUUGGCUCCUGGUUUCAGAGGCUAGAAGGCUUGUUUCCUCAUGGGGUCUGUAGCAUUCUGACUGUUUGGUAAUCCUUAGAUUCAUUGGUUUUACUGUCACACAAUCCUCCAGGGUGAUACACGGAUCAAGAAUUUGCAUCCUCCAAAUUGCAUUACUGUGAACUGUAUAAAGCAAAACAUCUCACAAAAAUUAUACAUAGAAACAGACAAAAACACAAUAAUAGAUUUUUAGCAUAGCUCUUAGAAUUACUUAGAUUGAAAACUAGGAAUGAAAUAGUCUAUUUGAAAAACAAAACUAACAUUUUUAAUCUAAUAGAAAUAUCCACUAAAAGCAUGCAAUCAUCAUGUAGUGGGAAGAAGGAACCAAUAAUGAUAAGAGAAGAAAUCAAUGAAAUGGAAAAUCUACAAGAAGAGCCAAGAAAAAUUUCAAGAAUAACAAGGUGGGAGGAUUUUUUCCACCAGAUAUCAAAAUUUACUUGUAAAGACAGUGAAAUUCAGACUGUGAGAUAUUUCCAUUUGGAUAGAAACAGAUCAAUAGAACAGAGAGAUAAGAAGCAGGCAACACACAAAUGGAAACUACAUGAAAUAAUAAAUUAGUAGGAGAAAGCUGAAAUAUGCAAUCAUAGAUACUGGACAAUUGGAUAACCCAAAUGGGAUGGCCUAAUAUCACACACAAAAUUAAGUUAUAGUAAAAUUAAAUGUGAAAACAAGACUUUAAGAAAACAUAGAAAACUACAUUAAAGACCUUGGAAAGGUUUCUUAUGCAAGACUAAAAAGCACAGAAGACAGAAGAAAGGAUUGCUCAUUUUGACAACACGAAAAUUUCAAAUUUCCAUAUAAUAAAAGACACCAUAAACAAGUUUAAAUGACAAGCAGUAGAGUAGGAGAUUAUCCAUCAGAGAAUUCUUCUGUAGGAUAUAAAAAGAAAUCCUAUACAUCAAUAAAAGCUGUGCACAUACAUUAGAAAAAUAGACAAAAGAUAUGAACCAGAAAAUUAUAGAAGAGGAAAAUUGAAUGGUCAAAGUCAUGAGAAGAUAAUUUCAGUAGUCAUCAGGGUACAAAUUAGUACCCAAUGAGUAUCACUUCUUGCCCAUCUUUUGACAAAAAUUUAAAAGCCUGGCAACACCAAGUGUUGACAAGAUGUGGUAGAACCAGAACACUUGACAUUGCCAGGGUAAGUGUAAACUGGUUCAAUGCCUUUGGGAAACAAUUUGGAAUUAUCUAAAAUGGUUGAAGCUGCACGGCCCCUGUGACCCAAGGAACAUUCUUGAACACAUAUAUAAACGGCUGUAGCAGUGCUGUUUGUGUCAGCAAAGCAAGGGCCUGUAACUAGUAGAGUGGAUAAAUAAAUGCUGAUACUUUCAUACAUUAAAGGAUUAUUUCAAAAGUUUCAGUGCUUUACCAAUUAAAGAACACUGGACUGAGAGAUGAUCUGAGGGAUAGUCUUACCUUUGCCACCAGCUACAGAUACGACCUUGAGCAAGUUCCUUAACCUGAUUGGGUCUUAGUUUCCUUAUGAGGGUUUGGACAGGACUUGAAGCGGCUCCUUCAAGCAACUCACCCAUGGAUGUUCUAGAGGUCCACACGCCUGUGCCCCUUCUCUGAGCUAAGGCAUCAGCAUUUCUGAGCUAUGGGUACAGCCAGGCAAGCUCCAUGAGGCCUUUUCAUGUCAGCGAUUUUCAUGCCCUCAGGAAGGAGCCGUUUAGCUCUGACAUGAAUUUCAUUCAUAGCAACCUUUACAAACACAGCGUCUGGCUCCCUCUAUUUAAAAGUUUUCACCCCUGAAUUGUGGGUAGGCCUAUUUCCAAAUCUGGUUUUUGGUCAAGGAACAUUCCAGAAGCAGAAGUCUCCUUGCCAUUAUCCCCAUCUCAGCAAGACAAGCAGUUAAGCUUAUCCAGCAACUAAUCAGAGAGGCAGCAUGGUGCUUUUCAUUAAGAACGGACUCUGGGUCAGACUGGACUCAAAUUCCAACUCCUGCCCUUAGAAGCUAUGUUACCCUGAGUAGUUACUUAACGUCCCUGUGCCUUAGCUUUCCUAUCUGUAAAAUGGAACAAGACUAAAAUGGUAACAUAUAGGGGUGUUAUGAGGAUCAAAUGAGUCAACAUAUGCAAAAUGCUUUGAAAGUGCUGGAAUAUAUUAAGUGUGCCACAAAAGCUAGCUAUUGUCAUCAUUAAACCAAGACCCCUGGAAGCAGGAGGAGGACAAAAUAGAGGGUAGGGUGCAAUGCUUCUCUCUGCCCUCAUAUUUAUAGGCCUGGGUUCUGGCUUGCUUUUUGGGUCUUUGGAGCCAGAUAUAGGAGAAAAUUUGCAGAUGAGCUACAGAAUGGUAAUUCCCUGUGCUGCUCUUAUCUCAGAAAGAUUUAACAAAGCCUCACAUUUUACAUCCUCUCUAGCAAGGUAGGGGAACUCCAGGAAGCUAAGAAACCCCUAAAUUGCCCACGUCUUUUUUAAAUGUUCCGUUUUUGUUUUUGUUUUUGUUUUAAAGCUGCUAAUAAGGGAAGUCAUUGCAGCUGUAGACCAGGGACAUCAUCUAUGUUAUCUCUUUGUUUAGUGCGGAGAUUCUCAAUCUUCCACAAUUUUGCAGAUUAUAGGCAAUGUUUGUUUUUGCAUUUCCCCACCUUCUGAGUUUAUGAUCCCACUUUAACACUUGCCAUUUCUAAUUGUGGCAUUAUAAAAUUUGCAUGUAUUAAACUUUAUUCUCUCUUUUUUUUUCUUAGUCUGAAAAUAUCUCCGUGCCCCUCAGGAUAGCUGGAGACAUAUGACUCAUGGUUUUCAUGGAGUUUGAGGCAAGGUUUGAUGUAAAAAUUUGGUUAAUCCUGGUAACUGGGCAGAGUGCUCUCUGAACUUCUUCUUCAUAAACCUCUGGAAUUUGGCACCAACUUUAAAGGGGAGGAGAAACAAAACUAUAGGACUGUUCUCCAAGUGGGACCCCAAGCUCAGUCCUCACCUCUAGCUUCAGGUCUAUUCCUUGGGGGAAGAAUUCAACAAGCAGAACACAAUGAAAAGACAUUGACUGGGGGUACAACUCAGGUCUUAAAGAAGGAUUUUACCUUCAGAAGGAGAUAUUAGGAAUAUGCACUUAUACAUCUAUAAACUAUAUGUGUAGAAUGAGCAUCGUGAAACAUUUUUAAAGGGUGGAAAUUGAAGUCUCAAGUAUAGAACAUAGAUAAGCAGGAAUAUUUACAGAAUGCCCAAGUGGUGAAUUUUCAUAACUGACUAAUGAACUUCAUUCCUAUCAGGUUAUGUGGUUGGGUCUCAAUCCUGAUAAAGGAGUUUGCUGGGUGUGUCAGAGAUAGAGACACAGCCUUUUCCAAAGUGAUAGUUCGGAAAAGAGAUUUCCACACCUUAAAGCCAAUAUAAAAGCUAGAAGUUGCAUCUGGAAGCUUCACUUGCUCCAGCACCUACUUCUUCCCUGCAGGCAAAAUGAAAAUCCUUGUGGUGUUUCUGGUGGUGCUGGCCAUCUUUGGUCCCCAAUCUCAUGGAUUCGAGGUUUAUAACGUCUUCACCCCAACCAAUAAUGGUGAUGAUGUUCAGGAGACAAUGACAAUUGACAAUGAAAAAAAUAUUGCCAUCGUGAACAUCCAUGCAGGAUCCUGCUCCUCCACCACGAUUUUUGACUAUAAACACGGCUACAUCGCAUUGAGGCUGCUCUCCAGAAGAGCCUGCUUCAUCCUGAAGAUGAACCACCAGGCCAUCCCUGCUCUGGACCAACUCCAACGGUACAUCUAUGAGAAGCAGGCUCUGAAGAGCAUGUUCUCCAACAAAUACACCUGGGUCAAGUACAAUCCUCUGGAGUCUCUGAUCACGGAUGUGAAUUGGUUCCUCUUUGGGUCACCCAUUGAGCAACUCUGCAAACAUGUCCCCUUGUAUAAGGGGGAAGUGGUUGAAAAGAAACAGGAUGUCGGCGCUAGAGGCUGUGCAAAGGCUGGACUCCUGGGCAUCCUGGGAAUUUCCGUUUGUGCAGAUAUUCACUUUUAGGUAUUGGGACAUUGAUUUUGCUUUUUUUCAAAGAAAUGCACUUUUGGUGUCCACUCAGAUGCCAAAUUCAAUUUUUC